This is a messenger RNA of Prunus armeniaca (apricot), 366 nucleotides long. The record is from the annotation of a GenBank genome assembly. NCBI's taxonomy places the organism in Eukaryota, Viridiplantae, Streptophyta, Magnoliopsida, Rosales, Rosaceae.
AUGAUUAAGGUAGAGGUAAGGUACACGGACUAUCGGGACCUCAGUCGAGCUUGCCCAAAAGAUGAAUUCCCACUGCCCAACAUGGACAUUUUGAUCAACUCAACCUCAGGGCAGGGAUUGCUGUCAUUCAUUGAUGGAUUUAGUGGCUACAACCAAAUAAAGAUGUCUACCAAGGAUGCUGAGAAGACAGCCUUUCAAACACCAUAUGAAAACUUCUAUUACACAGUCAUGUCGUUCAGUCUCAAAAUUGCCAGUGCUACCUACCAAAGAAGUAUGACAGUGGUAUUCCAUGACAUGACGGGGAAGGAGGUGAAAGACUAUGUGGAUGCUCUGGUGGUGAAAUCAAAAACCAAAGAAGGCCAUUGA